Ruditapes philippinarum (Manila clam) is the source of this 1110-nucleotide messenger RNA. Its product is annotated as lipase ZK262.3-like. The record is from RefSeq and is a predicted model, not a curated record. Gene Ontology annotation, biological process: lipid metabolic process. Lineage: Eukaryota; Metazoa; Mollusca; Bivalvia; Venerida; Veneridae. The transcript has a single exon. The coding region runs from base 1 to 1110 and encodes 369 amino acids.
AUGGAAAGCCUCUGGGUAAUUUUUAUCUUGUUGCUGGCACUUCAGGAAGGAAGUUCUCGCUGUAAUAAGCACAAGGACUGUUACACGUGUAUAAAUCAUAAAACAUGGAGUAAUGGCCGGUGUCGUUGGUGCCCUUUAGACCAGUCCUGCCAUGCUAAAUGGUCUCUUAGGAAUCACUGUAUCAGACUGUCUUUCGAUAGCGGAUAUCAGUGUAGGACUGUUGAUAAUUCGAACGAUAAAUUGUCUUACAACGCAGACGAAGCUUACAAGCUCGCAUUGUUUUCUGCGAUCGCUUAUUCGGACGUGCCUGCUAAAUGUCUGACGGAACUUUUCCCCAGGAGCGACUAUAGUCUCGUCUCCGUCCUUGUCAAGAAAUGUGAUGAUUUUUAUUUUGAUUACGAGAAACAGUGCCAAGCUUUAGUGGCUUAUUCGACAAGAAACAAAGAGAUCAUAGUGUCAUACCGUGGAACUAGGGGAGAGAAACAGGUGGUUGAUCAAGUGCUCGCAGUAAUCGGAAUACCUUCAGUGUCGUCUGGUGUGGGUGGUAAAGUGCAGAAAUACUUCAAUAAUGUCCAUAGUAAAUUUUACCGUGAUAUCAAGUAUCUUCUUCAAGAUUUGAUACAAUGGUUCCCCGGAUAUAAAGUAAAGUUGACAGGACAUUCACUAGGAGGCGCUGCAGCGUCCAUAGCAAGCGCCAUGCUUGUUAAAAAUAACGUUUUGAAAUCAGAUCAAAUUCUCCUGUACACAUUCGGUAUGCCAAGAGUCGGGAACAAAAGAUAUGCCCUUGCCCAUGACAGACUGGUUCCCUACAGUUGGAGAGUUGUUAGGAGUGGUGAUGCUGUUGCUAGGCUUCCGAUUUGCAGGCUGGGAACCUGUACAUUAUUUAAUGGGCCCUAUCAUCAUGGGAAAAAGGUUCUGUAUACAGAUUCAGAAAUGGACAAAGACUCGAAUUAUAUCGUCUGCAACGGAAAUGAAGAUUCCAAAUCAAAGUGCGAGAACAAUAGCAGAAGAAAAAGACGUUUUGUCGACACUUUGAUAAAUAAACACAAACUAUACUUUAAUAUCCCGAUUGGCACCUAUUGUCGCGAUCAUAUUCUGAAAAAAUCGUAA